CAUGGACGACCAGCGGGAUGUUCAAACCUCCAAACGAAACGGUAGCUCCAGGUCGGUUUUAUCAGCCGGUUCCGCUGUGGCUAUGGAGAUUAAACGGAAGAAAAUACGACAGAGUACAUUAUUCCUGCAAACUGAGAAGAACACCAACAUCCAAGAAAAGCUUGACUUUGAGAUGCGAAUGCGGGAGGGAGCCUACAAGCUGCUGCUCGCCUGCAGUAAGAGAGAACAGGUUCUCAACGCCUCCAAGAACCUGCUGACCUGUAACGCCAGGAUCAAGGCUUAUGUCUCACAGCUGCAGAGGAAGAAAGGGGAGCAGGACAUGGGGGGAGCCAUGAGAUUUUCAGAUCCAGUUUCAGAUGACCGUGUGCCCUGCAAUGGGACAAUUGCAAUGUCUGGGCUGCGCCUUCCUUUGAUGUGGAGGGAUUCAGCCUACUUUAACAACAGAGGGAGCUCCCGUCGAGUGGCGUUGUUCUGUCUGAUGCAGAUGGGCUCAGAGGUGUUUGCCACAGAAAUGAUAGUGGUGGACAGAUCAGUCACUGACAUCUGCUUUGAGGGAGUCACUGUCUUUAAAGAUGCAGAUCCUCAGUUUGAGCUGAAGGUGGAGUUGUGGAGCUGUGCCCUGGAGGAUGAGCUCACCAUGGUGAAUACGCCAAAGAAACUGGCCAAGAAGCUCCGCAACUCCUUUGGAAAGACAGCUGGGAAGAAGCUCUGCCCUCUGCUGGACAGCCCCGACCCUGACACCUUCCUGCAGUACAACCCCAUUCCCCCUGGAGCCAAGUACAGCCUGCUGGCCUACACCACGCUGUGUCUGCCUGACGCUGAAGGCAGCUUCCAGUCGCACUCCCUCAUCGUCCUCCAAGGCGACGAGUCGUCGUCAUGGCUUCCACUUUAUGGCAACCUCUGCUGCCGGGUGGUGGCCCAGCCUUCCUGCAUGACACAGAGCAUGAGGAGCGGCUACCUAAACCAGAAGCUAAGUGUGGAGGGGAUGUACCACUGCUGCAGUCUCUACUGUGUCCUCAGUGCUGGGGUUCUGUCCUGUUACUUCACCCUGGAAGAAAUUGAUGCUAAAUUGCAGCCCUCUCUCAAAGUACCCGUUAACAAGGACACUCGAGUCCGAGUGAUGGAAAAAGAGUCAUCAGGACAUAAGUCCAGGAGCCUGUCCAUCAUCAACCCUUCACCAGAGGGCUCUGAGACCAUCGUCUUCACCACGGAAACCAGAGAGGAGCUGGAAGACUGGCUGGACGCCCUGCACCAGCACCUCUACGACCAGAGCCAGUGGCUGCACUGCUGCAACCAGCUAAUGAAGAUCGAGGUCACGUCACCACGGAAACCAUCACUCUUCCUCACCAAGCAGGCCGACUCUGUUUACAACGACCUCAGUAUAUAUUCACCCGGAAAGUUUGAGAGCAUCACAGACAUGAUCCACAACAAGAUAGAGCAGACAGAUGGCCGCUUUCUUAUUGGUCCUGAGGAGGAGAAGGAAGCGCCUAAUUGGUCCACUCUGUUCGAAGGCACCAAUUCAAUGGUGGUGCAGAAGGGUGUUCUGUCCCAGAGCAAAACCUCCAGCCCUUGUGCAAGCCCCAACCCCAACACCAGCUCUACCUCCAUCCAAACAUCCAACAAGAAGCGCCGGGCCCCGCCCCCCCCCUCUGACAGGAAACCUCCGGCUACUGCCAGCCGCCCUGCCAGACCUCCCCUGCCUCCCUCUCUCCAUCACGCUCCACCUCCCUCACACCAGGAGAAGGAGAACUCCGGCACUUCACGCCCGACCACAAGGUCCAAAACUGGGAGACCAUCUCUGGAUGCCAAGUUCUCUGCCAUCAUCCAGCAGCUCCAGCGCAGCAACGCCGGAGGAGCUGGAGCCCAAAGUCGGAAACACGCUCCACUGGGCAUCCUGGACGUACAGCCGCCUCCUCUCCAGCAGCUGGAGCAACACCACCAACCCCAGCACACUGAGGCUGCCGGGGAACACGCCUUCCUCAGACCCAGCUACGGUCCUGUUCCUGCAACCAGGAGCAAACUGAGGAAGUCGUUCAGAGAGAGGAUGAACUUUAAAGCCUUGUAACCUCGACCUUUGGCAAUAACCAGAAAUAACCUUACCUUACUACUAAUACAAAUAACCAAAACAACAGGGACAGCAUUUCAUCUGAGCUCAUUCUUAUUUAUAACAAAUAAAUCACAAUAUAUAUACCAGUAUACCUCAAUAGCAAUAAUAAUAAUACUAAUAAUGCAUCACAUUUAUUAGACCGCUUUUGCAGGUGUUCCAAGCGCUUUACAAUUACACAUUACACAUAUUAAACAUCUAAGAGUCAUUACUGUGGACAUUACCCACAGGAGCAAAUUCGGGGUGAAGUGUCUUGCCCAAGGACACAACGGCCUGACGCGGUGGCGGCCAAGGCGGGUUUCGAACUGGAGUUCACCAACGCCCCUUGAUCUGAUGAUCUGAUGAUCAAUGCUCUAACCCACUGCGCCAAAAUCGCCCCGUGAUAAUGUGAUAAUUGGGCUCUGUUGGUGUGGGCCUGUGUGGAAAAUGAGCUCAAUUGCAGAACGAGAUGACCAUCAAUACCACUCUUAUAUCUUUACACAAAAUAGGAGAUUAGCAAGUUUAGAUUAUCAUAACGUCUAAAACAGGGUGAAACUGCAGCAUGAUUCAUUCUUUGUUGGGAACAGUGACUUACUGGAGUGGGUUAGAUAAGACUCCGAGCAAAGAAAUAGUCCCACACGCAACCAGCUUGAAAUUGAAAAUGUUUUUUGUACGGAUUAAAUAAACAAGAUGGAGUUCAAUAGUGAACUGUGAAGCUCCUGGUUGGCAGAAAGUCUUACCUUUGAACAGAUACAUGCUAUCUUAAUUUCAGGUUUUAUGCUAAGCUAAGCUAACAAUUUCCCAGCUCAGAUUCAUAUAACACUGAUUGAUAAAAGAGUGGUAUCAACCUCAUUAAUUCUCAAAAUGUCGAGCUGUUGCUUUUACCAAAGGAAUGAGGGGGGGGGUCAACAGGUCUAUUUCCAUCAAGACGUCCCAAAUCCCAGUUGACAAAUCGUAUCACAAUUUCAAUUUGGAAUUGAUACAUCCCCAGCUCCACUCUCCAUGUAUACACUCUCUCAUCUGCAGCUAACCCACAGAUGGAAUUGAAAGCUGCAUGUUGGCUCGAGCACUGCCGUCAUCAAUCCCACUCAAAUGGUAAGGCUUAUUCCUCAGCGCUGCCACUGGAACAUGGACUGAAGACAGAGCUUUAGUGAAAGCACUCAAAUUGGAAUUGAUCCAUUGACCAAAUGUGAAACAGUCAUUCCCUUUUGGAAGUAUUGACUUAUUCCACUUACUGUGACAACUUUAUGACCACGUAUAGCGGUUUUCAAGGGAACAGGAUUUUAGGAGCAAUUGCAAUGUGACUGGUCCAUUUCCCAGAGGUCUUAAUAAGUGACCCUGGUUUUCAGUGGCUACGCAGUAUGCCCAACAUCAUUUAACACUGCAGCCUAUAAAAGACACAACAUCAUCGAAUGAAUGAGUCUUUUGAGUGGCCUAAAUUAUGAAUGCCCUUGUGUUUUGAACACAGCCAAUACUGCUAGCCACUAAAUAUUUCAACCACUUAACAGUCACAUGUUGAAGAAUGCUCUUCCUAAUUACAUGCAGUGUACAGAACAUUAAGUUUAGCUACUUCUCGGAAAUCGCCUGGCCAGAUGAAGAAGUAUUGUGAAAGCUACAAUCCUCACCCUCUAAAAUUCAGUUUAAUCAAGAGGAGGAGGUGUAGAUUUGGAGGAAGGUGGAUUACAGGAGGAUUUAGUUUCAUCUUUGAAAUAUCCAAGAAUGGAUUGUACAAAAGAGGAAGCUGUUCCAGGCGUGGUGUUUAUAACCAAUACAUUAGUCACUUUGAUGUAAAUACCUGGAAAAAGAGAUGGUUUUUGGGAUAAACCGGAUAGCAUUGUUUUUUUUAAACCUAAUGCUGUGUGAUCAAAUCUAGAAUCCUCACUAAUAUAUUAUACUGCACUUCCUGCAUCGUCUCCUAACAUCUUGGCCCUUUUCAGUUAGAUCAAGCAUGAGACUAAAGAACAUGAAAUGACAUGCCUCUGUAACUGACAGUUAUGGUGAUAAGAUAACGUGUCUGUGUGGCUUUUCAGAUUAACUGUAGCCAUGGUGAGAGCAGGAAAUGUUGCCCAUGUGGAUACUAAGCUUGAGGGAGAGCAUGUGAUCUUAAUGUACAAAUGCUAUAUGACUAAACCAAGACUGAACAUUGUGAGAGCCAAUUUUAUAUUAAUUUACACUGUUUUUCAAAUAUGCAUUUCAAUUGUUUUUUAUUAAAAUGUUCUGUAAUCUGUUUUAUACAAUAAUUAUUACACGUCAUCUCAAUGUUACUUAGCACAUUAAUUAUAUAGAACCUAGAAAAUAGCACCUUGUUUAUGUACUAGUAAGUAGAGAUGCAUUCAUCUUGUGCAGAGUGAUUAGUGCAAUGGAAAAUAAUAUUGUAUUUCUUUGUUUCUCAAAAGGUGCAAUUUGUCUCACAGUGAUGUCUUGCAAGAUAACUGUUCUUUGUUAUUAUUGCUGAUCUGCAAUAAAAAGGCCUACAUUCUA
Messenger RNA from Trematomus bernacchii (emerald rockcod), 4564 nucleotides. It is a transcript of the gene rtkn2a, whose product is annotated as rhotekin 2a. NCBI's taxonomy places the organism in Eukaryota, Metazoa, Chordata, Actinopteri, Perciformes, Nototheniidae. The transcript is spliced from 12 exons. Gene Ontology annotation, biological process: hemopoiesis; signal transduction; positive regulation of cell population proliferation. Bases 2 to 2065 code for a protein of 687 amino acids. The record is from RefSeq and is a predicted model, not a curated record.